AUGACGUUACUUUAUCAAUAUGAGUUCUGGGCAGCACUGGUCCUCGGACUGCUGGCUUUGCGCACAGUGAAUCACCUCUACUUCCACCCGUUGUCCAAAUUCCCCGGCCCAAAGCUCGCUGCCGCUACAUUUCUCUACGAGUUCUAUUAUGAUGUCGUGAAGGGGGGCAUGUACAUCUGGGAGGUUGAGCGUAUGCACGAGAAAUAUGGCCCGAUCGUCCGUAUCAACCCAAGAGAACUCCACAUCAAAGACCCAUCCUACUACGAAGAGAUCCACGCCGGCCCCUCUCGCAAACGCUCAAAGGACGUCAAGUACGCCAUAGCUUUCGGAGCCCCAUCCUCCCUAGUAGGCACAAUCAGCCACGAUCACCACCGUUUCCGCCGCAGUCUGCUCAGCAACUAUUUCUCCAAACGCUCCGUGGUGGACCUUGGAGCUUCGAUUCAUGAGAAGGUUGACAAGCUCAUCAGCCGUUUUGAAAAGGCUUAUGGAUCUGGCUCGGUCCUUAUUUUACAACUCGAUUUUGCCGCUCUAACAGCCGAUAUCAUCACAGACUACUGCUAUGGUUGGAAUCAUGGAUACUUGGACGAUGAUCAGCCAGCACGCAGCAACGAUCUCGUUGACGCGGUCAACGGCUUGAUGGUCAUGUUUCAUAUCAACCGCUUUUUUCCAUUUUUGAUACAGAUCUUCCUCAAUGCGCCUCCUGUCGUCGUGCGUUGGCUUCAGCCCCACAUGGCUGACCUCUUCGAAUUCAAAGCUCGGCUGCGAAAGCAGGCUCAUGAUACGCUACAGAAACAGGAAUUGGAGAAGGUCAAGACGGAGGGUCGGUCAAAUAUCUUCGAUGCAUUGACGAGUCUGGACGUCCCUGCACAUGAGAGAACACUUGAUCGACUGGAGGACGAGUCCGCGCUACUUCUUGGUGCCGGUACGGAGACAACCGCAAGGGCCAUCACUGUUUCUAUGUUCCAUCUUCUUCAUAACAGAGACAUCAUUGGGAAGCUGCGGGCGGAAUUGGGAACUGUGCUAAAAACGCCACAGUCUAAGGCUUCGUGGUUGGAGUUGGAGAAGUUGCCGUAUUUGACAGGUGUUGUGAAUGAGGGACUCCGCCUCAGUCACGGCAUGACAUUGCGAUUGGCACGCAUAUCACCAAAUGAGCCUAUGUUCUACAAAGACUGGACAAUUCCUAUGGGUACACCGGUCAGCCAGUCCAACUACUUUGUGCACAUGGACCCCACACUCUUCCCCGAGCCCGCGAAGUUCGACCCCGAACGCUGGGUGAGUGCCGCCAAAAACGGCGAGUAUCUCAAUCGGUACAUUGUUUCUUUCACCAAAGGUACCAGACAAUGUCUGGGAAUGAACUUGGCAUACGCAGAGAUAUAUCUCGCCAUCGCGCAUAUUGUGCGUCGCAUUGAUUUCGCAUUGUACGAAACGACCGUCGAGAAUAUCUCUGUUUAUCGCGACAAGGCUAUCGGAUGCCCCAAGGUUGGCCUUUUUGGUGUUCGGGCUACCGUCACUUCUAUCAUUGAAGAAUGA
Messenger RNA from Penicillium brevicompactum, 1530 nucleotides. Its product is annotated as cytochrome P450. NCBI's taxonomy places the organism in Eukaryota, Fungi, Ascomycota, Eurotiomycetes, Eurotiales, Aspergillaceae. The transcript has 5 exons. Gene Ontology annotation, molecular function: iron ion binding; monooxygenase activity; heme binding. The record is from RefSeq and is a predicted model, not a curated record. The coding region runs from base 1 to 1530 and encodes 509 amino acids.